AAAUGCGAAUCAUUGAAAUAUGAUUGAAGCAAGAAGAGACCCAGCUGGCGGGCAGUCUGAUUUCUGAAAGCUGAUAAUGGCAAAGUCAAAUUUGGAACUAGGGUGAGCAAUUCAACUGGAGUAAAGUUUGAUUUCAGUCUGGAUAAUAAUGCCAGGGCAAAUGUUACGUAAGAGCUAUAACGGGUUUCAAUUCCAAUCCUAUCGUUAGUUAACUUAAAUAACAAACGAAAUAAUUCGAUUGUCAUAAUUUUGUUAAAUUGUGUUAUUUGAACCAACAUUUUUUUGUUUUUUUUUUUGUUUCUCAUUUUACUCGCAGAAUUUUUUCUAAGUAGCUCACUUGCAUAAUCCGUAUUCUACUUAAAUGCUGUCUAUGUACUUUUCUAACCUUCUUAACGGUGUUUCAUGCGGCUCUCGCUCAGUUUUUUCUUUGUAUGCUUGAUGGGAAGUCUAUCCCAACUUUUUCCCGCGUUAAUCGAUUCACCACACUUCCUCCCUCACACACAAUAUUGAUUUUUGUGCAUAUUAAGCACAUUAUUAUUUUGAUACAAACGUACACACUUCUUAUUUCGAGUGGGCAUGCGUGAUCACCUUAGGUCUCGUGGGUUUGUUUUGACAACGCCAGUUGAUUAAUCGGGCGAGACUUUUUGAAUUCCGUUUUUCAACUGCGUACGCAUCAAGUAAAAGCAACCACAUUUUCAUCGGCUCAGGCCCUGGCUGGUUGGUGGACAUUGAUCCGGCGGGGGAGCAUAAAAUAUUUGUAUAUUAAACCUCCUCCCCCUCACAAGUUGUGGUCUCGUUUCGGUCCAUCUGACCGACCUCAAUCUAUGUGAAACGCAUGCGUUUCCGAUUCUUCCUCCGCUAAACAAACAGAAUAGAUGGGGCACCGGUGGGUUUGCUAAAGACCCCGUAGUUGUUCAUCCCUAUGAACUGACAUUAGACGUCAUGAUCUCCAGGUUUCUCUGCCAAUAAAUGGGGUGCGGUGCUUCGAAUCAAACCAGCGCAUUGGAAGACUCGUCUCCGAACGGCCGUACUUCCUUGGACGAGGAACUAUCUGAAUCGGGCGAGACAGCCAGCCUUACGCAUUCGUCGCUAACGAGUUACGAACUUCAGCCACCGCAGCCCAUUAAAGAAAUGAAAGCCCCAAUAGCCUUUGAAGUGCCAGGACAAAACCCAGAUGAAAUCGGCGAGGGUGUUUCUAUCAUUCAAGCUCAUCCGCCAAGGCGACUGAGACGUCUGGAAGACGAACAAGUCAAUUUGUCUGCGGAAGAAGUUGAGCGCCGCCAUGCCUUGGCUGAACAACGCCGACAAGAGGCUCUGCAGAUGCGCGUUCAAAGUGCCCGCCUUUCGACGUCCAAAGGACCGAGACGUCAACUGUUGGCUCCGAUAACCAACGAAUAAACGCGAAUAAAUUUUUGCACUAAAUCAAAAGUAAAAGGCACCAAGUUUGAAUCGCACGAACCCCUUAAAAGAAAUCCCGCCUAUCAAAACCACUGUGAUAUUCUAACGAGUGACAUCAAAGAAACUGUGCGAUGUAUUUUGCACGCAUUGAGAGAAUACACGGUAAAUAGACAUUAA
Messenger RNA from Daphnia pulicaria, 1575 nucleotides. RefSeq lists its product as uncharacterized. The transcript has 3 exons. Bases 970 to 1398 code for a protein of 142 amino acids. NCBI's taxonomy places the organism in Eukaryota, Metazoa, Arthropoda, Branchiopoda, Diplostraca, Daphniidae. The record is from RefSeq and is a predicted model, not a curated record.